This is a messenger RNA of Epinephelus moara (kelp grouper), 3182 nucleotides long. RefSeq names its product solute carrier family 6 member 19b (gene slc6a19b). Gene Ontology annotation, cellular component: plasma membrane. Gene Ontology annotation, biological process: sodium ion transmembrane transport. The record is from RefSeq and is a predicted model, not a curated record. The transcript is spliced from 12 exons. The coding region runs from base 50 to 1954 and encodes 634 amino acids. Lineage: Eukaryota; Metazoa; Chordata; Actinopteri; Perciformes; Serranidae.
UGCACAGUGCACUACUGUAUCACUACAAUACUACAGUGUUUGAUAUAUCAUGAAGCUAAAACUCCCCAACCCAGGCCUGGAGGACAGGAUAAUGUCCCAUGAGCAGCUGGACAAGCUGGAAGAGGAAGAGGCUGGAGACAGACCGAAAUGGGACAACAAGGCCCAGUACAUGCUGACCUGUGUUGGGUUUUGUGUGGGACUUGGAAAUGUCUGGCGGUUCCCCUACCUGUGUCAGAGUCAUGGAGGAGGUGCGUUUAUGAUACCAUUUCUGAUCCUGCUGGUUCUUGAAGGAAUCCCACUUCUACAUCUUGAGUUUGCCGUUGGUCAACGGUUAAGAAGAGGCAGUUUGGGAGUGUGGAAGACAAUUCAUCCCUAUUUGACCGGCAUUGGUAUUGCAUCCAUGUGUGUAUCUCUGACGAUCAGUCUCUACUACAACACAAUCAUCGCCUGGAUUCUGUGGUACUUCUUCAACUCAUUUCAAGAGCCUCUGCCUUGGAGUCAUUGUCCCUUGAAUGCCAAUUUAACAGGCCCUGUCUCAGAGUGUGAGAGGAGCUCCCCUGUGGAUUAUUUCUGGUACAGGGAGACACUGAACACAACUCCAAACAUUGAAGAAGAUGGCGGUCUGCAGUGGUGGAUACUAUUGUCUCACAUUUGUGCGUGGUCUCUGCUCUACAUCUGCAUCAUCCGUGGUAUUGAGACCACUGGCAAGGCUGUGUAUGUGACUUCGACCCUUCCCUACCUGGUGCUGACAAUAUUUCUGAUCAGAGGGUUGACCCUGAAGGGCUCUUUGAAUGGAGUUAAGUUUCUCUUCACGCCAGAUGUAACGGAGCUGGCAAAGCCAACAACAUGGCUCGAUGCGGGUGCUCAAGUUUUCUAUUCCUUCUCUCUGGCUUUUGGUGGUCUUAUUUCCUUCUCCAGCUACAACUCAGUACAUAACAACUGUGAACAGGAUGCAGUGAUCAUCUCUAUCAUCAAUGGUAUGACCUCCGUCUAUGCUGCAACUGUCAUUUACACCAUUAUUGGCUUCAGAGCAACGGAAAGAUACGACAACUGUCUCGCUGGAAACAUCCUCACAUUACUAAAUACGUUUGAGCUUCCUGAGGGCUCCAUCACUGAGAGCAACUAUAAUGAAGUUUUUCAACAUCUUAAUGAAACGCACACUGCAGUUAUCCAAGAGCUGGAUCUUCAGUCCUGCGUGCUAAAUAAAUUUCUCAGUGAGGGAGUUGAAGGAACUGGUUUAGCCUUCAUUGUGUUCACUGAGGCUAUCACCAAGAUGCCCCUCUCACCGUUGUGGUCCGUCCUGUUCUUUAUAAUGCUCUUCUGUCUCGGCCUGUCAUCUAUGUUUGGUAACAUUGAGGGAGUUGUAGUGCCACUGCAAGACCUGAAAGUUUUCCCUAAGACAUGGCCAAAAGAGGCUAUCACUGGUAUAACAUGCAUAGUCUGCUGUCUGGUGGGUCUGAUAUUUAUCCAAGGAUCAGGGAACUAUUGGCUUUCACUCUUUGACACCUACGGAGGAUCAAUCCCUCUACUAGUUAUUGCGUUCUGCGAGAUGGUCUCAGUGGUGUACAUAUACGGGAUAGACAGGUUCAACAAUGAUAUUAAGUUUAUGAUUGGACACAAACCCAACAUCUUCUGGCAGGCAACGUGGAGGGUCAUCAGCCCGCUCAUCAUGCUUUUCAUCUUGGUCUUUUACUUCAUCACUAAAGUUUCUGAAAAGGUCUUUUACAAAACCUGGAAUCCUGAAUCGGAUAAUUUCCCUGUAUUGGAGGAGAAGCCCUAUCCGGCCUGGAUUUAUGUGAUCAUCUUCAUAUUGGCAGGGAUACCCAGUGUUGCUGUGCCUAUCGUUGCUCUCUGGAAAUGUUUAAUGGCAAAGAGGAGAUGUUUAUGUUCACAUGUUGAUACAAUCUCUGACCAAGUUCAAAUGAACAAUGAGAGCAAAAAAUCCCUCCCCUAAUAUUCUAGUAAAAUCCCUAUUUUUUCCCCUUUUUCAAGAACAUCCAAGUGAUUUGAUUUCUAUCAUUUUAUUAACACAAAUUUUAAAUAGGAGGCAUAGCUUUCCUGAACAGAACUCCCUGUGUCCUCAGCCACCUGUGACAGCAUGUUAAGCUUUCAAGUCUUAUCUUUGUUCAGGUGACCAGAUGAAAAGCUGUAAAAUUCAAAGGACAGAGUUACAUAACAAUUUGCUUUGAUCUUUUUUAGGGGAGUUGCAAUUUACCAAUAUUGAUGAUAACCGUAAUAUUUAAAACAAUGAAAUACUACAGUAAUAUCAUGUUAAUAAUACACGUAUGAUAGUAUUGUGUAAAUAGUCCGGCCCCUCCUUCUUUUUGUUCUUGCUUUGUUUCCCUCUCCUCUUCCCUACACUAUUAAUUUGAGUGUAAUUCAUAUAACAAAAAUGAGACAGAUCAUGCAAACAAACAAAGAUAAACAUGAAUUUGACUAAUAGCGUUAGCAUUGUCUGUUUUUUCAAAUUUUCUCAAAUCGUGAACUGAAUUCUUUUGGCCACGAUAAUUGUGUAGUGAAAUCUGAUAUCAUACCAGCCCUUGUAAAAAAGAGCUUACCAUCCUAAAAACACCAUAAAAUAUGGCCUCAAGCAAUAUCAUGGAGUGAAGUUUGAAUUUAAUAAUACUGUGGCUAUCAUCUGUUUGCUUUCAAGAAUAUGGUAUGAACCAUUAAGAACAAUAUCUGAAGUGAAAUAAUGGGGCCUUUGCAAUGUGCAUCAUUAUCUGUUCAUUAAACUCUAUUGCAUGGAGACUCUGUGUCUGAAUCUCUGCUGAGUAGAUGGGCCCUAAGACAAAAUCCCACACUAAGUUUCUAACUAAUUUGCGUGGGACUUUGCUUACAGUAUACAUGUUUUCUAAUCUGUCUAAUUACUGCAAAGAAAUUGACAUAAGCCAAAUAAAGUGAACAGAGGAUCUUAGUAUAAGCCCAUUACAGAUUUCUAUCCCAGUGCCCCAUCAUGGGCUGAUCUGUCAGUGGGGUUAAGUAUGAUUUAACAGUUAUAAUGACACUAUAGAUUAAACAAUUAGAAACUAUAGAUUAAAUAAUUAGAUUUUUUCAGACUGGGAGAAGGUGCUGCCCCAGAAGGAAGCUGACUCUGAGCCAUGUACAGUAAUGAAGGCAUCUGUCCAGCUGGGGGUGCUAUUGUAGCAUUUUUGAGAAAUGAAUUAAAGGACUAAAUCAGC